UGUGGCGUGGAAAUGUCUCUGCCAUGGCGUCAUUCACAGCCCCUCAGCUCAUAGUAUUUGCCACUUCUGCGUAAUUUACGCCUUUUGGUUCUCCCGCAUAAUGUUACUGUUUUUAAUGAGCCUGUCAUAUUUUUUCAUGAAUGUUUGGGAGAAAAAUAACUUUCUAGCAAAAGCAGUGGCGCCUUUUUUGGCAAUGUGUUUCUUUCUAUGCGGUUAAUCCACUGAGAGGUUGUGAGCGAAAAUACUGAAAGGGCACUGGGUGACAUUUCUAACGUGUGAGGCACGAAUGAGGUCUUCAGCACGGGGAGUUUCCUUUCAUGUGCGCGAGUUAACCAAUGCCCGGAGCACGUGACACGCCCCCGGUGCGUAGAGCGCGGAGAGAGGAACUUGGGCGCCACUGCAGCUGCCCGUCUCUCCAACGGAGUCGCCAACAGGGGAAGCUUACGAAACAACUUCCAACAAAUCAAUUGUUGCUGUCUCUUCAUUUUAAUCCGCUCGCUGUGAUUUUUUUCCGUAUAGCGUGGGAGUAGCUACAUUCCAUUCUUCGGCUUGGGACCAAUAAUAUUUGGGGGAAAGGAACGGGCGCGGACCGACACACAAAAAAAGAACUGCAGGUUUUUUAUUCCCUCCCCUCGCCUGGACGCAGAACACUGGCUGUACUUGUCAGGGUGGUCCCGACGCUCAGCGAAGCAGCACAGGAGAAGAGCUUGAACACGGGGUGAAAUACCGAUUAGUGGAAAAGCCGUGUGUUAACUGAUGACUGCUGGACGAAAGGAAUGUCAUUGGGUGACUGCGGCGAAGUUCUGCACCUGAACACGAGCACGGAAUUACCUGUUUGCUGAACUUGUUGCUGUAUCGUGCCCAUUCUUUGGUGGUAAUAAUUUCGGAGACUUUUUUGUUACUAGUACUUGGCAGGACACCGUGGUUUUGCAAACAGGAUUGUAACAUUUUAGAGAUACCCUUUAAAGCUUUUUUUUUUCAGAGUACACCGACAUUUACGCAGAGAUGCCUCUACGCGGGGCUGCACGCCUGUGAUCAGCAAACCGAGCUUCGUGUCUGCUUCAGCCGGACGGGGUUGCAGAUCGGUCAGAAUGGCAGCGGGAGUCGCAGCUUGGCUACCCUUCGCCCGAGCAGCAGCAAUAGGAUGGAUGCCGGUGGCGAGUGCGCCGAUGCCGGCGCCACCACGGGACAAGAAGCGGACGCAGGACGGGCUCAUCAUCCUCAACGUCAGCGGCUCAAGGUUUCAAACUUGGCGAAACACUUUGGAGAGAUAUCCGGACACUUUACUUGGAAGCACAGAACGCGACUUCUUUUAUCACGAGGAGACCAAUGAGUACUUUUUUGACCGCGACCCAGACAUCUUUCGGCACAUUUUAAAUUUUUACCGCACUGGUAAAUUACACUACCCACGCCACGAGUGCAUCUCAGCAUAUGAUGAGGAGCUGGCAUUUUUCGGGAUAAUACCGGAGAUUAUUGGGGACUGUUGUUAUGAAGAGUACAAAGAUCGUAGGCGAGAGAAUGCAGAACGCAUCCAGGACGACGAGGAUAGCAACAACAACAACGACAAUGUCCCACUGGAUCUGUCGUUCCGCGAGUCCAUGUGGCGGGCUUUCGAGAACCCACACACAAGCACAAUGGCUCUUGUGUUUUACUAUGUCACAGGGUUCUUCAUAGCCGUUUCCGUACUGGCCAACGUGGUGGAGACGGUGCCGUGCGGGAAGACCCAGAAUCGAGUGGAGGAGUCAUGCGGCGACCGUUACUCCCUGGCCUUCUUUUGCCUGGACACGGCCUGCGUCAUGAUCUUUACUGUGGAGUAUCUGCUCCGGUUGAUGGUGGCGCCCAACAGGUUCAAGUUCGUGAAGAGCGUGAUGAGCGUCAUCGACGUGGUUGCUAUCAUGCCAUAUUAUAUUGGCCUUGUCAUGGCCGAUAACGAGGACGUGAGUGGGGCCUUCGUCACCCUCAGGGUCUUCCGUGUGUUUCGGAUUUUCAAGUUCUCGCGCCACUCCGCGGGCCUGCGUAUCCUGGGCUACACGCUGAAGAGCUGCGCCUCGGAGCUGGGCUUCCUCCUUUUCUCCCUCACCAUGGCCAUCAUCAUCUUCGCCACCGUCAUGUUCUACGCCGAGAAGGGCUCCAGCGCCAGCAAGUUCACCAGCAUCCCUGCCGCCUUCUGGUACACCAUCGUCACUAUGACAACGCUGGGGUACGGAGACAUGGUUCCUAAGACCAUUGUAGGGAAGGUGUUUGGCUCCAUCUGUUCGCUGAGUGGCGUGCUGGUAAUCGCUCUGCCGGUGCCCGUCAUCGUGUCCAACUUCAGCCGCAUCUACCACCAGAGUCAGCGGGCAGACAAACGCCGCGCCCAAAAGAAAACCAAGCUUGCUAGAAUUCAUGCGAAGAAGAGUGGCGGUUGUAGCGCUUAUUCCCAGUACAAACGCAACGGGCUGCUGGCUGAUGCUGACGAGGAGGCUUCCAAGGAGGCGGGUCAGGCCCUGGUGAGUCAGGCCAACCCCAUCUUCGACACGCACCACCACCACCUGCUGCACUGCCUGGAGAAGACCACGAACCAUGAGUUUGUGGAUGAGCAGACGUACAACACCAGCUGCCUGGAGGUAACCAUGGUGAAGCAAACGUCUCGCUCCUCCUCCAUCUCCUCGGCGACCGGAGGGGGCGGCGGCGGCGGCCUGUCGUCGUGCUGCUCGCGGCGGAACAAGAGGAAGAGCUUCACUGUUGCCAACGCCAACAUGGCCUCCCGCCGCGGCAGCGUGCAGGAGCUCAGCACCAUCCAGAUCAGAGAGAGGCCAGUGUCCAACAGUCGGUCCAGUCUGAAUGCUAAGUUUGGGGAGACGAUGCCCCUGAACUCGUCGGAGCAGCCCUACCUGACAGCGGCGGUCAUCAACCGGCCGAACCAGCCGCUCACCACCCCGCAGGGCAACGACUCGGCCAGCACCCACGACUACCUGCAGAGCAACAUCGUGCGUGUGUCCGCGCUCUAGAGACCUCCACAUCAGGCCACGCCGCGUCGCGUCACGUCACGCAACGUCACGCACCGUCUGCGCUCCAACCAGCUUUUUAAUUGUGGCCCUUCACACGCAGACGCCAGGAGGGGAGUUGAGAUUUAACUAGGAAGUGGAUAAACUUUUAACCACCCCAUCCCAU
This is a messenger RNA of Clupea harengus (Atlantic herring), 3153 nucleotides long. It is a transcript of the gene kcnd2, whose product is annotated as potassium voltage-gated channel subfamily D member 2. NCBI's taxonomy places the organism in Eukaryota, Metazoa, Chordata, Actinopteri, Clupeiformes, Clupeidae. Gene Ontology annotation, molecular function: protein binding; A-type (transient outward) potassium channel activity. Gene Ontology annotation, cellular component: neuronal cell body; dendritic spine; voltage-gated potassium channel complex. Gene Ontology annotation, biological process: action potential; protein homooligomerization; potassium ion transmembrane transport. The record is from RefSeq and is a predicted model, not a curated record.